Messenger RNA from Oreochromis niloticus (Nile tilapia), 2007 nucleotides. RefSeq names its product FGGY carbohydrate kinase domain containing (gene fggy). Lineage: Eukaryota; Metazoa; Chordata; Actinopteri; Cichliformes; Cichlidae. Gene Ontology annotation, biological process: pentose metabolic process; carbohydrate phosphorylation. The transcript has 16 exons. Gene Ontology annotation, molecular function: D-ribulokinase activity. Gene Ontology annotation, cellular component: cytoplasm. Bases 169 to 1821 code for a protein of 550 amino acids. The record is from RefSeq and is a predicted model, not a curated record.
AGCAUCGGUUGGAGGCGACGGUAAGCUUUUUGUCCGCUUUCGCAUUCCGUCUAGCGGAAUCUGAGGUCCAGCAGCGUUAACUCUGAAAGUACCCUGAUCACAAACUUGAACUAUCAACAUAAAUGUUCUGCGGACUAAAUAAUUGUGUAAUCGCUGGCUCAUCUCCUCAUGGCAGAGAUUUUUUAUGUUGGAGUGGACGUGGGCACAGCCAGUGUGAGGGCUGCACUAGUGACCAGGGAGGGCCUGCUGAAGAGCACUGCACAGGAGCCAAUCGGCAUCUGGGAGCCGGAGUCUGACCACUAUGUCCAGUCCUCCACUGAGAUCUGGGAGAAAUGCUGCACAGUUGUCAAGAAAGUUACUCACGGUGUGGAGAAGAGCCAGAUUAGGGGGAUUGGCUUUGAUGCCACCUGCUCUCUAGUGGUUUUGGACCAAAGCUUUCAGCCUGUGCCUGUCAGUCAGUCAGGUGACCCCCAAAGGAACGUGGUGAUGUGGAUGGACCAUCGUGCUACAGAGCAGGCUGAUCGUAUAACAAAAAAUGGCCACAGGGUCCUGAGCAGGGUAGGAGGAGUCAUGUCACCAGAGAUGCAACCCCCUAAGCUGCUCUGGCUCAAAGAGAAUCUAAAUGAGAGCUGCUGGAACAAAGCCAGUCACUUUUUUGAUCUUCCAGACUUCUUGUCGUGGAAGGCAUCCGGCUCUUUAACGAGGUCUUUAUGUACUCUGGUGUGUAAGUGGACCUACUGCCCUCCAGAAGGAUGGGAUGCCAGCUUCUGGACAAGCAUUGGACUGGACGACCUUCUGGAAAAUAACUUCUCCAAAAUAGGCAGUGUGACGAGUCCUCCAGGAAGUCCACUGGGAGACGGCCUUACACAGGAGGCAGCAGCAGAUUUGGGUUUGGACCCAGGAACUGCAGUUGGGGCUUCUCUCAUCGAUGCUCAUGCUGGAGGCUUAGGUGUGAUCGGUGCUGAUGUGAAAGGUUUUCAUUUGCCCUGUGAGGGUCAGCCGAUCACUGCACGCAUGGCGCUGAUCUGUGGAACGUCAACUUGUCACAUGGCGAUCAGUGAGCAGCCACUGUUUGUGCCAGGAGUGUGGGGGCCCUACCUAUCUGCCAUGGUGCCUGGACUGUGGCUCAACGAGGGAGGGCAGAGUGUGACAGGAAGGCUGAUUGACCACAUGGUGAAAGGUCACACUGCAUAUACCCAGCUCCAGGAACAGGUUCAGCAGAGGCUUCCUUUUGCUGGCGAGAAUAUCUACAGCUACUUGAACAACCAUUUGAGUUCGAUGGCCAACUCCUGCUCUGCUGUCGAUCUGCUGGGGUCCAGUCUUCACGUGUGGCCGGACUUCCAUGGAAACAGGUCGCCCCUGGCUGACCCAACUUUGAAGGGCAUGGUAGUUGGACUCUCUUUGUCCCAGACCUUGGAUGACUUGGCCCUUCUCUACCUGGCCACCAUGCAAGCCCUCGCUCUCGGUACACUUCAUAUUCUGGAGGCCAUGAAAGAAGCAGGACAUGAAAUCAGAACCCUCUUCCUGUGUGGUGGAUUGAGCAAAAACAACCUGUUUGUACAGAUUCAUGCUAAUGCUACAGGAUUGCCUGUAGUGUUGCCAGACCAAACUGAAGCUGUGCUAGUGGGAGCAGCAGUGCUGGGAGCAUGUGCAUCAAGACACUACAGCUCUAUACAGGAGGCCAUGGAAAAAAUGGCUAAAGUGGGGAAAGUCAUCCAGCCUGACAGGGAAGUCCAGAGCUUCUAUGAAAGGAAGUACAAGGUGUUCCUGCGACUGCUCGCCCACCAGAGGGAGUGCCAGGCCCUCAUGAGCCAGAGAUGACAGUGCUGGUGGGAGGUGUCUGAGAUGAAGCUCGCUCUCUGUGACGCAACAGUGAUGACAAAUCAAGAACGAGACGUCUUAACCUUGCUGCUUUUUUCAGUAUAAAUAAUGUUUUUUAAUUCUAUUAUGGGGGUUUAACAUUCUCAUGUGAUACUAUGUCAUAUAUGCAGGACUUAUCAGAUUACA